AUGGAAGAGUGGGAUAUGCUGGAUUCUUCCCAGAAGAGUCUCUACAAAGAUGUGAUGUUGGAGAUGUAUCUGAAUCUCACUGCUAUAGGCUACAAUUGGGAAGACCAUCAUAUUGAAGAACAUUGUGAAAAUUCUAGAAGACAUGAAAGGCAUGUAAGAAGUCAUAUUGGAGAGAAACCAUAUGAAUGUAAUCAAUGUGGUAAAGUCUUAGCAAAUCUCAGGAAUCUACAAAGACAUAAAAUGUUACAUACUGGAGAGAAACCUUAUGAAUGUCCUCACUGUAGUAAAGCCUUUGCAAGACUGAGUUAUCUCCAAUAUCAUAAAAGAACACAUACUAGAGAGAAACCUUACGAAUGUAAUCAAUGUGGUAAAACCUUUACACAGCAGAGUGCUUUCCAAUAUCAUAAAAGGAAACAUACUGGAGAGAAUCCUUACGAAUGCAAUCAAUGUGGUAAAUCCUUUGCAAUACCCAGGGAUCUCCAAAGACAUAAAAGAACACAUACUGGAGAGAAACCUUAUGAAUGCAAUCAAUGUGAUAGAACCUUUGCAACAACCAGUCAUCUCCAAUAUCAUAAAAGAACACAUACUGGAGAGAAGCCUUAUGCAUGUAAUCAAUGUGGUAAAGCCUUUUCAGGUCACAGUACUCUCCAAACACAUAAAAGAACACAUACUGGAGAGAAACCUUAUGAAUGUAAUCAAUGUGGUAAAGCCUUUGCACAGCGCAGUACUCUCCAAAGACAUAAAAGAACACAUACUGGAGAGAAACCUUAUGAAUGUAAUCAGUGUGGUAAAGCCUUUUCACAUCAGAGUAUUCUCCAAAGACAUAAAAGAACACAUACUGGAGAGAAACCUUAUAAAUGUACUCAAUGUGGUAAAGCCUUUGCACAGCACAGUACUUUCCAAUAUCAUAAAAGGAAACAUACUGGAGAGAAUCCUUACGAAUGCAAUCAAUGUGGUAAAUCCUUUGCAAUACCCAGUGAUCUCCAAAGACAUAAAAGAACACAUACUGGAGAGAAACCUUAUGAAUGCAAUCAAUGUGAUAGAACCUUUGCAACAACCAGUCAUCUCCAAUAUCAUAAAAGAACACAUACUGGAGAGAAGCCUUAUGCAUGUAAUCAAUGUGGUAAAGCCUUUUCAGGUCACAGUACUCUCCAAACACAUAAAAGAACACAUACUGGAGAGAAACCUUAUGAAUGUAAUCAAUGUGGUAAAGCCUUUGCACAGCGCAGUACUCUCCAAAGACAUAAAAGAACACAUACUGGAGAGAAACCUUAUGAAUGUAAUCAGUGUGGUAAAGCCUUUUCACAUCAGAGUAUUCUCCAAAGACAUAAAAGAACACAUACUGGAGAGAAACCUUAUAAAUGUAGUCAAUGUGGUAAAGCCUUUGCAACAUGCAGUCAUCUCCAAAGACAUGAAAGAACACAUACUGGAGUGAAACCCUAUGAGUGUAAUAUAUGUGGUAAAGCCUUUACAAGAUCAAGUCAUCACCAGUAUCAUAAAACAGCACAUACUGGAGAGAAACCUGAUGAAUGUAAUCAAUGUGGUAAAGCCUUUGCACAGUGCAGUCAUCUCCAAUAUCAUAAAAGAACACAUACUGGAGAGAAACCUUAUGAAUGUAAUCAAUGUGGUAAAACCUUUGCAUGGCACAGUAAUCUACAAACACAUAAAAGAACACAUACUGGAGAGAAACCUUAUGAGUGCCAUCAAUGUGGUAAAGCCUUUUCACAGCGCAGUCAUCUCCAAUAUCAUAAAAGAACACAUACUGGAGAAAAACCUUAUGAAUGUAAUCAAUGUGGUAAAGCCUUUGCCUAUCACAGUCAUCUCCAAAAUCAUAAAAGAACACAUACUGGAGAGAAACCAUAUGAAUGUAAACAAUGUGGUAAAACCUUUGCACAGCGCAGUCAUCUCCAAUAUCAUAAAAGAACCCAUACCGGAGAGAAACCUUAUGAAUGUAAACAAUGUGGUAAAGCCUUUGCAAGAUCCAGUCAUCUCAAGUAUCAUAAAAGAACACAUACUGGAGAGAAACCUUAUGAGUGCCGUCUAUGUGGUAAAGCCUUUGCACAGUGCAGUACUCUCCAAAGACAUAAAAGAACACAUACAGGAGAGAAACCUUAUAAAUGUAAUCAAUGUAGUAAAGCCUUUACAAGACCCAGUCAUCUCCAGUAUCAUAAAAGAACACACACCGGACAGAAAACGUAUUAA
This is a messenger RNA of Apodemus sylvaticus (European woodmouse), 2202 nucleotides long. RefSeq names its product zinc finger protein 431-like. The transcript has 4 exons. Gene Ontology annotation, molecular function: DNA-binding transcription activator activity, RNA polymerase II-specific; RNA polymerase II cis-regulatory region sequence-specific DNA binding. Bases 1 to 2202 code for a protein of 733 amino acids. NCBI's taxonomy places the organism in Eukaryota, Metazoa, Chordata, Mammalia, Rodentia, Muridae. Gene Ontology annotation, cellular component: nucleus. Gene Ontology annotation, biological process: regulation of transcription by RNA polymerase II. The record is from RefSeq and is a predicted model, not a curated record.